AUGGAUGUCACGGCCCUUCGAGACCGCAUCCAAUCUACUUUAGAUGCGAAUGCGGACACUCGGCAACAAGCGGAGUUGGAUCUGAAAUAUGCCGAGACUCAGCCCGGCUUCAUCAAUGCCUUGCUAGAUAUUCUGCAAGGAGAGCAGAACAAUGCCGUUCAGCUCUCGGCCGGCGUCUAUCUGAAGAACCGCAUCAGCAGAGGAUGGGCCCCUAUCGAGGAAAACGCGCAGCGUGCGAUUCCCGACAGCGAGAAACCGAACUUUCGCGAGCGACUGAUCCCCGCCCUAGCUUCGACGCCCCCAAAUGUGCGCGCCCAACUGGUUCCCCUGCUCCAGAAGAUCCUCCAGAAUGAUUUCCCUGAACAAUGGCCGGGUUUCCUGGACCUCACCCUUCAGCUUCUCGGAACGAAUGACGCGAACACCGUUUAUGCCGGCUUGCAAUGCUUGCUGGCUAUUUGCCGCGUAUAUAGGUUCAAGGCCGGCGAGAAGCGCGAUGAGUUCGACAAAAUCGUGGAACACUCCUUCCCUCAGUUGCUAAGCAUUGGGCAGAAGCUGGUGGAUGAGGAGAGUCUGGAAGCGGCUGAGAUGCUCCGCAUUGUUGUAAAGGCUUACAAGCAUGCCAUCUAUUUUGAGUUGUCCCCAGCUCUGCAGACCCACCAAGCGACAGUGGAUUGGUGCACCUUGUUCCUGAGAAUCGUAUCGAAGACCCCCCCCUGCAAACUCCAUGAGCGAAUCGAAAGAGGAGCAUACGGCAACCCCACUACGAUCACGAAAUCUUCUACCCCAGACUACACCCCGUUCGCGAAGACUUUCAUCACCAAUUUUGCUCCAGAGAUCUUGAAGGGAUACUUGCAGGAGAUUGAGAAAUAUGUCUCCAAGUCUCAAUGGCUCAGCAACUCGGCUCUUUCGUAUACAUUGGUUUUUAUGGAGGAGUGCGUCAAGCCCAAGGCGAUGUGGGACCACUUGAAACCUCACAUGGAGAACUUGAUUGCUCAUUUUGUGUUCCCAAUCCUCUGCCAGUCCGACGAGGAUAUCGAGUUGUUUCAGGAUGACCCUUCGGAGUACCUGCACCGCAAGCUGAACUUCUACGAGGAGGUCUCCGCCCCGGAUGUUGCUGCUACAAACUUCUUGGUUUCGCUCACUAAGAACCGCAAGAAGCUGACCUUCUCCAUUCUUAGCUUCGUUAACAGCGUGGUGAGCAAGUACGAAACUCUUCCUGACGAUCAGAAGGAGCCUCGCGAGAAGGAAGGUGCACUCCGGAUGAUCGGGUCGCUCGCAUCUGUAAUCCUGGGCAAGAAGAGCCCAAUUGCAGACCAGGUGGAGUACUUCUUUGUGCGCCAUGUCUUUCCUGAAUUCCGCAGCCCUCAUGGUUUCCUCCGCGCCCGCGCUUGUGAUACUCUGGAGAAGUUCGAACAGCUUAAUUUUACCGACCCUAACAACCUGAUGGUGAUUUACCGAAACAUCCUCGAGUCGAUGACUGAUCCAGAGCUGCCCGUUCGGGUCGAGGCCGCUCUUGCCCUUCAGCCAUUGAUUCGCCACGACAUCAUUCGCACAUCGAUGCAGUCGAAUAUUCCCCAGAUUAUGCAGCAGCUCCUCAAGCUUGCGAACGAGGUUGAUGUGGAUGCCCUUGCUAAUGUCAUGGAGGACUUUGUCGAGGUGUUCUCUACAGAGCUUACUCCUUUUGCCGUGGCAUUGAGUGAGCAGCUGCGUGAUACUUACAUGCGUAUUGUCGGGGAGCUCCUUGAGCGCAAUGCUACCAAGGGUGGGGAUGAGGAUGGCUAUGGCGACUUCUUGGAUGACAAGAGUAUCACCGCUUUGGGUGUGUUGCAGACUAUUGGCACUCUGAUUCUCACUUUGGAGAGCACCCCAGAUGUUCUGUUGCACCUGGAGACUGUCUUGAUGCCUGUCAUCAGCAUCACCCUGGAAAAUAAGCUCUAUGAUCUCUACAAUGAGGUGUUCGAGAUUAUUGACAGCUGCACUUUUGCUUCCAAAUCUAUUUCCCCUACCAUGUGGCAAGCAUUUGAGCUGAUUCACAAGACUUUCAAGGCUGGAGCUGAGCUGUAUCUGGAGGACAUGCUGCCGGCAUUGGACAACUUCGUUACUUACGGCUCCGACAUGCUGGCCCAAAACCCCGCUUAUCUAAGUGCUGUUGUUGGCAUGGUUGAAGAUAUCUUCCGUGAUGACAACGUCGGCGGUGUCGACCGUAUCUGUGGCUGCAAGCUCGCUGAGACACUGAUGCUCAACCUCCGUGGCCACAUUGACCAGUACAUUCCUCUGUUCGUCGAGUUGCCCAUGUCAGUCAUCAAUGCGGAAGAGGCUCGCACCAAGUCUUACCGUAUCCAUUUGAUGGAGAUGGUAAUUAACGCCAUUUACUACAACCCUGUUCUUACUCUUCAGUUCUUCAGCACGUGGUUCUCCAACAUCGACAACUUCCGCCGGGUGCACGAUAAGAAGCUCUCUAUUGCUGCUAUCAGCUCACUUCUUACCUUGAAAGCAGAGAAUGUCCCCACUCUCCCGGCAGCAAUGAAGAUGCGUGAGGAGGCCACCAGGGAAUCUGACUUCAGCCUUGACGACGAAGGUGACGAGGACGACGAAGAGAAUGACUGGGAUGGCGAGGUUGAGUGGAAUGAGGAUGAGGUUGAGGAAGCCGUCGAUGGCGACGUUGCCGAUGAGAGUGCGGCCUACCUCGAAUUUCUUAACCAAGAAGCUCAGAAGUUUGGAUCCUUCGCCGAUGAUGACGAUGAGGAUCUGGAUGAAGAGAGUCUUCUGGAGACACCUCUGGACAAGGUGGAGCCCUAUGGCAUGUUCAAGCACGUGUUCCUCAACCUCCAAUCAGAACAGCCACAGCUGUACGAGAGCCUGAUCAAGGUUCUUGGUCCCGAUGAGCAACAGAUUAUUCAGGCCGUCUUCCAUGAGGCCGAUGCAAAGGCAACUGCCGCCGCCAACGCAGAAGCUGCCGCUUUACAUAAUGGUACCCAAUAA
This is a messenger RNA of Penicillium chermesinum, 2982 nucleotides long. RefSeq names its product putative nonsense-mediated mRNA decay protein (Nmd5). Gene Ontology annotation, molecular function: small GTPase binding. The transcript is spliced from 11 exons. The record is from RefSeq and is a predicted model, not a curated record. Lineage: Eukaryota; Fungi; Ascomycota; Eurotiomycetes; Eurotiales; Aspergillaceae. Bases 1 to 2982 code for a protein of 993 amino acids. Gene Ontology annotation, cellular component: nuclear envelope; cytosol. Gene Ontology annotation, biological process: protein import into nucleus.